This is a messenger RNA of Mercurialis annua (annual mercury), 801 nucleotides long. RefSeq lists its product as uncharacterized. The transcript has 4 exons. The record is from RefSeq and is a predicted model, not a curated record. NCBI's taxonomy places the organism in Eukaryota, Viridiplantae, Streptophyta, Magnoliopsida, Malpighiales, Euphorbiaceae. Bases 1 to 801 code for a protein of 266 amino acids. Gene Ontology annotation, molecular function: protein binding.
AUGAAACAUGCCUCAUCUCGAAGUCUGGCAUUUUCCAGGCGAAGAUCCUCAAAGGAAAUCCCACCAAGCAUAGCUGGCCCUCCACAAUUAGGGCAAAUCAGAGUUCGCAAUUCUGCUUACCUAGUUUAUUCCAUAAUGGUGGAACUGUCUUUGUUGAAUCUGCCUUAUGAGUUGAUCAUAAAAAUCUUAUGUAGCGUUGCGGCAUCAAGUUUGGCUGAUUUAUUACGCGUCAAAGAAAGUUGCAAAGGAUUAUAUGAAGCGGCUGAAAACGAGAUGGUAUAUAGAGCCAUAUCGUUAGAAAAAGUUCCAAUUAGUUCAUGGGGUAUGACGGAAACAAAGUUAACCUUGUUAGAGAAAUGCAGGUUGAAUGAGAAUCCAGAAUCCUUAUAUAGAGAAGGAGUGAUGCAAUAUUUUGAAUGGAACCCUAAACCUGAACAGGGUCUAACAUGUCUACGGAGAGCGGCAGGAGUUGGACAUUAUAAAGCUUCAUACAUACUAGGAAUUAUUUUGCUAUGCUGUGAGGAUAAGUGCAAACAAGAAGAGGGGAUGGAAUUAAUUGAUCUUGUGAUGAAGACGAAAAAGCUAACAGAGAGUAGAAUGAAACUGGGAGAUAUUUUACGUAACAUCUGGUUGGGUAGUGUAAAAUUGGAAGAAAGACCCAAUACUUGUCCAAUGAGAAAUCAACACGAAAAAGAAGAAGGGUGGGAGCCUUUGGAUCCUGAUUUUGACGAGAUUAGCUGCCGGGAAUGUAGUUGCAUCCGUGAAGUUAAAUAUGUGCGUGGACUGUUUAGAGGCCGAUGA